AUGCGUCCUGAGGUCGAGCAAGAGCUCGCUCACACGCUGCUGAUCGAGCUACUGGCCUAUCAAUUUGCCUCGCCUGUCCGGUGGAUUGAAACUCAGGAUGUCUUUCUCGCCGAGAAGACGGCUGAGCGCAUUGUCGAGAUCGGUCCCGCUGAGACCCUCGGUGUGAUGGCGAAGCGAACCUUGGCCUCCAAGUAUGAGGCUUAUGAUGCUGCCAAGUCCGUGCAGCGACAGAUUCUUUGCUACAACAAGGAUGCCAAGGAGAUCUAUUAUGAUGUCGACCCCAUUGAGGAAGAGCCUGAGCCCGAGGCGGCCCCCGCUGCUGCUGCCCCCGCCGCAGGGUCUGCUGCUCCCGUUGCCGCCGCCGCCGCCGCAGCGGCGCCUGCUGCUGGCCCCGCCGUCCAAGUUCCCGACGCCCCUGUAACGGCCCUCGACAUUGUGAGGGCUCUUAUCGCUCAGAAGCUCAAGAAACCUCUACUUGAGGUGCCUCUAAACAAGGCGAUCAAGGAUUUAGUCGGAGGCAAAUCCACCCUACAAAACGAAAUUCUUGGUGACCUCGGCAAGGAGUUCGGCUCGACCCCAGAAAAGCCCGAAGAUACCCCUCUUGACGAGCUAGGUGCCGCGAUGCAGGCCACGUUCGAUGGUCAGAUCGGCAAGCAGUCUCAAGCGCUUAUUGCCAGGCUCAUCUCCUCCAAGAUGCCCGGAGGUUUCAACAUUACUGCUGCGCGCAAGUACCUUGAGACUCGAUGGGGUCUUGGGUCCGGUCGCCAAGAUGGCGCCUUGCUUUUGGCCUUGACCAUGGAGCCCGCCAACCGUCUUGGCUCCGAGGCUGAUGCCAAAGCCUUCCUUGACGACGUCGCCCAGAAGUAUGCCACCAACGCUGGCAUCAGCCUCACGACGACUGCCGCUGCCGGCCCGGCUGCUGGCGCCGGCCAGGGCAUGAUGAUGGACCCUGCUGCCAUCGACGCUCUCACCAAGGACCAGCGCGCUCUGUUCAAGCAACAGCUCGAGCUGUUUGCCAGGUAUCUCAAGAUGGACCUCAAGGCUGGCGAAAAGGCCCACAUCAGCUCGCAGUCAUCUGAAAAGGUCCUCCAAGCCCAGCUUGAUCUCUGGACUACCGAGCACGGCGACUUCUACGCGGCCGGAAUUGAGCCCGUUUUCAGCUCCCUCAAGGCUCGUGUCUAUGAUUCCGACUGGAACUGGGCGAGGCAGGAUGCUCUAAACAUGUACUUCGAUAUCAUCUUUGGCAGGCUCAAGGUUGUCGACCGAGAGAUUGUCAGCCAGUGUAUCCGCAUCAUGAACCGAUCCAACCCUAAACUUCUCGAGUUCAUGCAGUAUCACAUUGACAACUGCCCUGAGGAUCGUGGCGAGACCUACAAGUUGGCCAAGGAACUUGGUGCCCAGCUCAUCGAAAACUGCAAAGAGGUUCUGGACGCUGCCCCCGCUUUCAAGGACGUGGCCGUCCCUACCGGUCCCCGCACCAUUGUCGAUGCCAAGGGUAAUCUCAACUAUGAAGAGGUCCCUAGGAGCAGCUGUCGCAAGCUGGAGCAUUAUGUCCAGCAGAUGAGCGAGGGCGGAAAGAUUUCCGAAUACGGCAACCGUACCAAGGUCCAGAACGAUCUUCAACGCAUGUACAAGCUCAUUAAGCAGCAACACAAGGCCACGUUGACUAGCUCGCAACUUGAGAUUCGAAACCUGUACCGGGAUGGCAAGGUCGAGACCAUUCCCUUCCUUCACCUCAAGCGCAAGAAUCUCCACGGUUGGGAUUACAGCAAGAAGCUCACAACCCUGUACCUUAGCUGCCUCGAAAAGGGCGCUCGGGACGGAAUUACCUUCCAGGGCAAGUACGCCCUCAUGACCGGUGCCGGUGCUGGAUCAAUUGGUGCAGAGGUCCUCAUCGGCCUCAUUAGCGGUGGUGCCAAGGUCAUUGUCACCACUAGCCGCUACUCUCGGGAGGUUACCGAGUACUACCAGUCUCUGUACACCAAGUACGGCUCGCGCGGCUCUCAGCUUGUUGUUGUGCCCUUCAACCAGGGCAGCAAACAAGACGUUGAGGCCCUCGUCGAGUACGUCUACGACAUCAAGAACGGUCUUGGAUGGGAUCUUGACUACGUGAUUCCUUUCGCCGCCAUCUCCGAGAACGGACGCCAGAUUGAUACCAUCGAUUCCCGCUCCGAGUUGGCUCACCGUAUCAUGCUGACCAACCUUCUCCGCCUACUUGGUGCCAUCAAGACACAGAAGGCUGAGCGAGGUUUCGAGACUCGCCCUGCCCAGGUUGUCCUCCCUCUCUCGCCUAACCACGGUACCUUUGGCAAUGACGGUCUCUACUCUGAGUCUAAGCUUGCCCUUGAGACCCUCUUCAACCGUUGGUACUCUGAGGACUGGGCUCACUUCCUUACUAUCUGCGGUGCUGUCAUUGGAUGGACCCGUGGUACUGGUCUCAUGUCUGGUAACAACAUUGUUGCCGAGGGUGUCGAGGCCUUUGGUGUGCGCACAUUUUCGCAGUCCGAGAUGGCCUUCAACCUUCUCGGCCUGAUGAGCCCCGCCGUUGUCGAUCUCUGCCAAUCCGAGCCUGUCUUCGCCGAUUUGAACGGCGGUCUGCAGUUCAUCCCUAACUUGAACGAGACCAUGACCAAGCUGCGCAAGGACAUCAUGGAGAACAGCGAGAUCCGCAAGGCCGUCAGCAAGGAGACCGCUAUCGAGAACACUAUUGUCAACGGCGAAGCUUCGGAAGCCCUGUACCAGAAGAAGAUCAUUGAGCACCGAGGACAUUGCCCUCUCAACGACAAACUCAAGGGCAUGGUUGACCUCGAGAAGGUCGUCGUCGUUACUGGCUUCGCAGAGGUUGGUCCUUGGGGCAAUGCCCGUACCCGAUGGGAGAUGGAAGCCUAUGGCGAAUUCUCUCUGGAGGGCUGCGUCGAGAUGGCCUGGAUCAUGGGUCUCAUCAAGCAUCACAACGGACCCAUCAACCGCCGCCCUUACUCGGGCUGGGUUGACGGCAAGACCGGUACUCCCGUUGACGAGAAGGAUGUCAAGUCCAAGUACGAGAAAUUCAUUCUCGAGCACAGCGGUAUCCGUUUGAUCGAGCCUGAGCUCUUCGAAGGCUACGACCCGAACAAGAAACAACUUCUCCACGAAGUCGUCAUUGAGCAGGACCUCGAGCCUUUCGAAGCCUCCAAGGAGACGGCCGAGGAGUUCAGGCGUGAACACGGCGACAAGGUCGAAAUCUUUGAGAUUCCCGAGUCUGGCGAGUACACUGUCCGCUUGAAGAAGGGCGCCGCGCUUUGGAUUCCCAAGGCUCUUCGCUUUGACCGCCUUGUUGCCGGCCAGAUCCCGACCGGCUGGGACGCUAAGCGAUAUGGCAUUCCCGACGACAUCAUCUCCCAGGUCGACCCCGUCGCCCUCUUCGUCCUCGUUUCCACUGCAGAGGCUCUCUUGUCCUCGGGUAUCACCGACCCCUAUGAGUUCUACAAGUAUGUCCACGUCUCCGAAGUCGGCAACUGCGUUGGUUCGGGCAUGGGUGGUACCGCUGCCCUUCGUGGCAUGCAUCGCGACAGGUACCUCGAUAAGCCUCUCCAGAACGAUAUUCUUCAGGAGUCUUUCAUCAACACCAUGAGCGCCUGGGUUAACAUGUUGCUGCUCUCGUCCUCGGGUCCCAUCAAGACCCCAGUCGGUGCUUGCGCCACUGCCGUCGAGUCUGUGGACAUUGGCUAUGAGACCAUCAUGGAAGGCAAGGCCCGAGUCUGCAUUGUCGGUGGUUUCGAUGACUUUGGCGAGGAGGGUUCGUACGAGUUCGCCAACAUGAAGGCCACCAGCAACGCGGUUGACGAGUUCGCGCAUGGCCGCACCCCCAGGAGAUGUUGCGGUGUCCAGAUUAUCAUGACUGCCAAGCUUGCCCUCGAGAUGGGUGUGCCCAUUUACAGUAUUCUCGCCCUGACUACCACCGCGUCUGACAAGAUCGGUCGGUCCGUUCCUGCUCCCGGCCAAGGUGUCCUUACCACUGCCCGUGAGCACACCGGCAAGUUCACGUCGCCCCUUCUCGACAUUGACUACCGUCGCCGCCAGAUGAACCUCCGCAGGAGGCAGAUCAAGCAGUGGAAGGAGUCGGAACUCGAGUUCCUCUAUGACGAAGUCGAUGCCAUCAAGUCUCAGGGUGGCCAGUUCAGCGAGAAGGACUACUUCCAAGAUCGCACCAACCACAUCGAGAAGGAGGCCGCCCGUCAAGAGAAGGAGAUGCUCAGGAGCCUGGGCAACAACUUCUGGAAGAACGAUACCUCUAUCGCUCCUCUGCGUGGCGCCCUCGCAACUUGGGGUCUGACGGUUGAUGAUCUCGGCGUUGCCUCAUUCCAUGGCACGUCGACCAAGGCUAACGACAAGAACGAGUCUUCGGUCAUCUGCCAGCAGCUCCGCCACCUUGGCCGCUCCAAGGGUAACGCCAUCAUGGGUAUCUUCCAGAAGUACCUUACGGGCCAUCCCAAGGGUGCCGCCGGUGCCUGGAUGAUGAACGGCUGCCUCCAGGUUCUCAACACGGGUUUGGUCCCCGGCAACCGCAACGCUGACAACGUCGACUCCGUCCUUGAGCAGUAUGACCUCAUUGUCUACCCCAGCCGCAGCAUCCAGACCGACGGUAUCAAGGCGUUCUCCGUCACAUCCUUCGGUUUCGGCCAGAAGGGCGCUCAAGCCAUUGGUGUCCAUCCCCGCUAUCUGUUUGCCACCCUCGACGAGCAGACGUACAAUGCUUACUGCGCCAAGGUUGAGGCCCGUCAGAAGAAGGCCUACAGGUACUUCCACAACGGCUUGAUCCACAACAGCCUGUUCGUCGCCAAGUCCCACUCUCCUUACACUGACGAGCAGCUGAGCCAGGUGCUCCUCAACCCCGACGCCCGUGUCACCGAGGACAAGAAAACUUCUGAGCUCACCUAUCCUUCCAACUUCAUGGCCCUCUCUGAGAAGCCCGCUUCUUCCGCCGCUCAAAAGGCGACGGCCACCAUGAUGGAAGCGCUCGCCCAAAAGGUUGUGGCGAAGAACAGCAAGAUUGGCGUGGACGUUGAAGACAUCUCUGCUAUCAACAUUGAGAACGAGACUUUUAUCGCGCGCAACUUCACCCAAGCAGAGAUUGACUACUGCCGCAAGGCUCCCAGCCCCCAAAGCUCCUUUGCAGGCAGGUGGAGAGCCGGUGCCGCCCUCAAGGAUAUCGAGAUCAUCAGGACCUCUGAAGGUGCCCCAUCCGUCAAGCUUCACGGUGACGCCGCCACUGCUGCUAAGAAGGCCGGUGUGAAGGAUGUCAACGUGUCCAUCUCCCACUCGGAUACCCAGGCCAUGGCCGUUGCUGUUGCCACACUUUAA
Molecule: messenger RNA, 5343 nt
Organism: Parascedosporium putredinis
Lineage: Eukaryota; Fungi; Ascomycota; Sordariomycetes; Microascales; Microascaceae
Source: the annotation of a GenBank genome assembly